GCCUUAUUAUAAUAGUUGAUAUAUUGCAAAGGAGCAAAGCGUCGCCUACGCAGCUCCGCACUUGCUCAUUUUAAGUUCGCGCGGCAUAACGAACGAGCGUACGCGACAAAUACUUGGUGAUCAGAAAAGUAAAGAAAUAUUUAGCCGAAAAUACAAGUUACAGUAUAAUGCAGUCAGCAAAUAUUCUGCUUACUGUGAGUACAACAUUGGGGACCGGCAAUGAAAAAUGUGAAGACGAUCUUAUGAGCCCCACACCCGGGGACUACAUGGCGGUCGCGGCUCGGGAGCUACGGGAAACAUCAUCAACUAAAGAACAGGCCCUCAAUAUCAUGAGGGAAUGGAUACAGAAGAAUCAUGACAUAAGAAACGUUAGACAAGACGACAACUUUUUAUUACGUUUUCUUCGUUAUAAGAAAUACAGUAUUCCAAUGGCUCAACAGACAUUGUUAAAAUAUCUAAGUUUAAGGAAAUACUAUCCAGAGUGUUUCACCAACCUCGACUAUGAAGAGCCUAAUGUUGCUGAAAUAUUGAACAGUGGAUACAUUGUGGUAUCACCAGUUCGUGAUAACAAGGGGCGACGUGUCAUCGUUUAUAACAUAAGUAAGUUCAACGCUAACAAAUUCACAUGCUGGGAUAUGUGCCGCGUGCAUAUAGUCGUAUAUGAGAGCCUGUUGGACGACCCGGUAGAUCAAAUAAUGGGUUUCACACACGUUGGAGAAGGUACAGGAGUAACCGCUGCUCACGUCACCGCCUGGAACCCAUCUGACUUCGGUAGAAUGUUGAAGUGGGGAGAGCAAUCACUUCCGAUGCGACAGAAGGAUUUCCACCUCGUCAAUAUCCCGCCCGCACUUAAAUAUAUUAUCGAUUUUGCAGUAAGCAAAGUAUCAACUAAAAUGGCACAAAGACUUAAUAUUCAUACGAACCUUAAACAGCUGCAUAAAAAUUUGAAUGUCGCUUGUUUACCUACGUCUUACGGUGGUCCUUUGCAACUUCAAGACAUGAUCUCUUACACAAGACAACUGCUCUCAUAUCAGAAGAAGAAACUUCUAGCUUUGGACGACAUGGAGAUAUUAAGCACCAGAGGGAUUACUUCUUCCAGAAACAGGCCCAUUAUCAAGGAUGGUACUGUUUCAAUAGAAGGAAGCUUUAGAAAAUUAGAUAUAGAUUAAUUAAGUUAAAAACUUUAGAGUAUUAAUUUUAAUGUAUAAUAAUAGAUUAAGAAUAAUUUUUAAGAAAACAGUUACUUUUCUCAAUUUAUAAGACGACUUGAUUUAAAUCUAAAAAGUUUGU
Papilio machaon (common yellow swallowtail) is the source of this 1290-nucleotide messenger RNA. RefSeq names its product retinaldehyde-binding protein 1 (gene Cralbp). The coding region runs from base 168 to 1169 and encodes 333 amino acids. Gene Ontology annotation, molecular function: phosphatidylinositol bisphosphate binding. Gene Ontology annotation, cellular component: membrane. NCBI's taxonomy places the organism in Eukaryota, Metazoa, Arthropoda, Insecta, Lepidoptera, Papilionidae. The transcript has 7 exons. The record is from RefSeq and is a predicted model, not a curated record.